Messenger RNA from Cryptomeria japonica (Japanese cedar), 3097 nucleotides. Its product is annotated as ethylene receptor 2. Gene Ontology annotation, molecular function: phosphorelay sensor kinase activity; protein binding; ethylene receptor activity. Gene Ontology annotation, cellular component: endoplasmic reticulum; endoplasmic reticulum membrane. Gene Ontology annotation, biological process: response to ethylene; phosphorelay signal transduction system. The record is from RefSeq and is a predicted model, not a curated record. Bases 368 to 2671 code for a protein of 767 amino acids. The transcript has 4 exons. NCBI's taxonomy places the organism in Eukaryota, Viridiplantae, Streptophyta, Pinopsida, Cupressales, Cupressaceae.
ACAAGGAAAACAAUGCCUUUCACGACACCUUUAUAAUAUUAUUUGACUACCAAAGGAAGACUAGGACUGCAACAAUGCAUGAAUGUAUGUUUUCAUGAGUACACACAGUAGUUCAUGUUGACGGAAGAGGUGGGGGCAAUGGCUUGGGAUUCAACAUUACCAUUCUGUGGGCUGUCAAGACCGCCUUGUAUUCAUCUAGCUGUGGGCAACUGCACUUCACCUCUGAUGACAAGAAGGAAAGUUGUCUAUGCGGAGGUGAAUGCUGUGAUCCAAGCUGAUUGAGCUUGAUGCCUUUCUAUGGGAUUUUGAGGCUUCUGGAUGCCAUACUAUUCGCACCCACAAGAAGUUUGAAGCUGGAAUUUUUGCAAUGAUCCCUCUGAGGGAGAUUGUGACUGUUUUAUUUUUCCUCCAUACCAUUGUAGUGGCUGUGGAGGAUGGGAGCUCUGGUUUAUCCAGAUGCAGUUGUGAGGGAGAAGGAUGGUGGAAUAAUGAGAACAUAUUUCAAUGUCAAAUGGUCAGCGAUUUUCUGAUUGCCUUGGCUUACUUCUCAAUCCCUCUUGAGCUUUUGUACUUUUUGAGUUGCUCAAAUGUCUUUCCAUUCAGAUGGGUAAUUGUUCAAUUUGGAGCAUUCAUUGUGCUUUGUGGGUUAACCCAUUUUGUCAACAUAUGGACAUAUAAUCGUCACUCUUUUCAUGUAAUGCUAACUUUGACCGUCUUCAAGUUCUUAACUGCACUUGUGUCUUGUGCUACGGCCAUAACUCUUGUAACUUUGAUUCCUGAACUGCUACGGGUGAAGGUAAGAGAACUCUUUCUUAAAAACAAGGCAAGGGAACUAGACAGGGAGGUAGACAUUGUAAAAAGGAAAGAGGAAACGAGUUGGCAUGUUCAUAUGCUCACUCAAGAAAUCCGCAAGUCUUUAGAUCGUCAUACCAUCUUAAAUACAACUCUUUUUUCCCUAGCUAAGACAUUGAAUUUGGAAAAUUGCACCAUAUGGAUGCCACAGGCAGAGGGUUCAUUCAUGGAGCUAACUCAUGAGCUGAAACGGCGACAUUUGCAAUCUUCAAUAACUGUUCCAAUGAGUGAUCCAGAGGUGGUGAAGAUCAACAGUAGUAAAGUUCCAGUCAUCUUAGGACCUGAUUCUGCCUUGGGAAAGGCAAGUAAUCAGCACUGGUCAUUGGCUGGGCCUAUGGCAGCAAUAAGGGUGCCUUUGUUAAAGGCAUCGAAUUUUAAGGGUGGAACACCAGAAUUUUUUAAAGCAUCAUAUGCAAUACUGGUACUGGUCUUGCCAUGUGAAGAUGACAGACAGUGGAGCUCUCAAGAAUUAGAUAUUGUAGAGGUUGUGGCAGAUCAAGUUGCUGUUGCCCUUUCUCAUGCAGCUGUUCUGGAAGAGUCACAGAAGAUGAGGGGCCCGCUGGUUGAGCAGAAUAAAGCAUUACAGCAAGCACGGCAUGAUGCAAUGAGAGCAAGUCAGGCACGACAUUGCUUCCAAAUGGCAAUGAACCGUGAAAUGAGAGCGCCCAUGCAUGCUAUAUCUGCACUUUCAUCUAUCUUGCAAGAUGCUAGCUUGAAUGUUGAACAGCUGGCAAUGGUGAACAUGCUAGCAAAAAGUAGUAGCCUUCUUUCUACUCUCAUAAAUGACGUUAUGGAUUACUCACAAUUAAAUGAUUCUUCUGCUUUGGUUCUUCAGUUACAUCCUUUUCGGCUACCUUCAAUGCUGAAAGAUGCAGCACAACUUAUAAAGCAUAUGUCCAGUAGCAGAGGUCUCUUGUUCAAUCUUGAAAUAGGUGAUGCUAUGCCUGACCGUGUUAUAGGAGAUGAAAAACGCAUUCUACGCAUUAUUCUACACAUGAGUGGAUGUGCUGUUAAUUCAAUCAAAGAAGGAACAAUAUCAAUUCGCAUUUGCAAAGAAGACAGAACUGAAGGUUGGUGGGACCCUAGCAAUCGAAGAUGGAGACCUUCAUUUUGUGAAGGUUAUACGUUCUUAAGAUUUGAGAUCAGGACAUCAGGCUCUGAAAGCAACAAAAUUGGCACCCCCAGCUUCCUGAAAAAUGUACAGGAGGAUAAAAGCAAUUCCCCAGAAACAGCUGGAGGAGGCCUUGGAUUUGCCAUGUGUAAAAAGUAUGUUCAGCUUAUGCAUGGAAAUAUAAUGAUAGAGUCCAAUUCUCAAGGUGAAGGCUCUGUUAUUGUUUUUAUAAUUAGAUUACAACUGCAGACUCCAACUGAAAAUAGCCAUUGGUUGUCUCAAGAUGAGAAGAUAUACAAUUCUUCUUUAAAAGGUUUAAAAGUUCUUGUUGCAGAUGACAAUAACGUUAAUCGUGCAGUCACACUGCAAUUGCUUGAAAAGCUAGGCUGUGAAACAACUGGUGCAGAUUCAGGUUACCAGUGCUUACUUGCUUUAUUUCAGUCUGGAAAUGCAUUUCAAGUGGUCUUUCUAGAAAUUUGUAUGUCGCAGAUGGAUGGAUAUGAUGUAGCCUUCCGUAUACGACAAAACUUCAGAUCAGGAAACCGUCCCUUGGUUAUUGCUUUGACUGCUACUACAGAUAGAGAAAGUGUAGAUAAGUGCCUUAGUAGUGGGAUGGAUGGUGUGAUACGGAAGCCAGUUUCAUUGACAGAGAUGAGCAAGGAACUUUUCAAAAUUAUACAACAAACAAAGCAUAUCCCUAUCAUUUAGUAUCUACGAAGUUACUUUGUUUGAGUUGCAGUAAAAUUGUGAGACUUUCUUUCACCAGUUUGGCGUGAGUGGAAAUCUAUGGAAGACUGAUCAAGAUGCAUGCUCCUCAUUUUCAUAUGCUGGAGAUUGUGGUGCUUUAAUUUAAAAGGUCCAUGGUCUUCUCGAGUUCUCAGAAAUGUGGGGUACUGCGUCAUAUACAAUUAACAUUGCUAGUGGAGUAAUUCUCUCAUGCAUUGAUCCUGUAUGGGACAAUUACCUGAUAUAUGUAUGACAGCUUUACCUGUCUUGUUACAUAUUACAGGCUUCUUAUAGAUUCAGUUCAUUUGUGCAGGAAGAUGAAUAUCAAAGUUUAUUGAUGUAAGAGCUGUUAUUGCUUUUGUCUUCAGAAGAUGAUCCAAUCAAGAUAGCUUCUUUUGAAAUUUUCAA